GUUUAAAUGACUGGCGGGGCGUGUAUUCACGUAUGGCAGAGUUGUUUUAACAAAUAUGUUAUUAUGGUAAUGCUAAUUAAAUGAUUCUGCUUUUUCUGUUUUGUAAGACAAACAAUGAUUACAAAAAAGAUCCGAUCGGAAUACAUGAAGAAAUUCAAGGACCCUAAAUGGGAAACCUACUCUAAGUGUUACGAAGAGAUGGUUAAAUACAGAUUAACGAGGAGACUUCUGGAACAUUCGCACAAUCCGUUUUUCUGGAACGAAGGGGACAGCGACUCGGAAUCCAGUGGCAGCCCCAUUCCUCUUAACAAAAACAAAGUUGAACCUCUAGUCGUGAAAGACCGAACCUCAUCAGGAUGUGACCGAAAGGCACCAGAGCACCGGGAGAUUCAAAAACCAUUUGAACAGAAUAUCCCUGCAUCAGAGGGAGCGCCACAUCCGCUGACAGAGAAUGUUCUGCCAGAGACCGCUCCAUCCAUUGAUGGCCAGGCUGUGGACACCAGGAAGGUUGGAGAAACAGAGGAGGAGAGGACAGGUAGAGCUCCAGAUGGGCCAAAACUCCCUGAGGAGGAGCCAGCAGAACAGCCCAAAGCCAAACACUCAAAGAGACCCCUCAAGCUUAGAGGUCCACUAAGGCGACUAAAAGAACCCAAUAAAGAGAACACACACCCGUUUGCCCUGUAUGGUGGGGGGGAUAAUCCUACUGAUAUGGCCACCAAGAAAACCCACAAUGUGCGUACUUCAUCUACCAAGGAGAUCCAUGAGUCUGCCUUGCGGGCCAAGACCAGGCGGGAAGUGGAGAGGCAGAUGCAGACACAGCAGGUGGACAGACGGCGAGCGCAGUCAGCUGACCUUGAAAAAACUGUCAAGACCCAAAUGGCAUCAGAUUAUAAUCCCUGGGUAACGGAGUACAUGCGCUGCUUCUCCACUAGGUCUCGAUAGACACAGACACACAGGUGCACGCACACAGACACACAGUUGCACGCACACAGAUACACAGGUGCACGCACACAGACACACAGGUGCACGCACACAGACACACAUGCUUACCGGGAUUGAUCAUUAACACCUGCGGGAUGACAUGGGUUGAAUCAUCAAAGUGUCGUCCUCCCACCUUGACUCCUUCUCAAAACCCAUUGGAGGAAAAGGUUCCUCACGUCUGGUGGCCAUCUGACAAGGAGGAGAUGUGAAAGAACAUGAGGAAUAAAGGAGAGUCUAGACUGAGGAAGAUCCAGAGGACACAUAGAUUCUCCCUGGUGGACAGGACCAUCCCCUGUCUCUCACAAGAUCAUUUUCCAGGAUUAAUAGCACAAUUCCAUUGUACGCAAUAGUGGUUAAACACGCUAUUCUUAUUGCUUCUAGAUCACCGGAUUGAUUUGACAUUAGAGAGAAGACAUGUCACAUUUCAUUGAAAUCAUGCACAGUAGUACUUCUCCCCGCCCCAAAAAUAUUUGUUCGGGAAAUCAUAUUCUGACUAGAAUUAUGAGUAUGACAACGUCAGGCUAGCACAGUAGGUUACUAGGAUAGCUUUCUCACACACAUUACUGUCUUGUACAUGUACGCAAUCCUAACUCAACAGCUCUCUUUGUUGGCACCUAGAUAUUGAAAAAAGUGUGGAACAAUAUGGCUGCACACAAGGUGAUGUCUAUGUAUGUCUGCUUACAGGACCAAAUCUGCUUCCAAAGGUGACCACAAUAGCACUUUCCUUUUGAGAAACGUAACUGUACAUAGAGAAAGCGAUUAGAAUCAUUUUUACUUGGCCUCAAGGUCCGUUUACUUGACAGUGUUUAGUGUAACUCGUUGUUUUGUGUGGGUAUUACUAUAAUUUUCCAGUAUUAUUAUUUUAAAACAAGUACAUCUAUUUAAGUCCAGACAUACCUAGCUAGAUGGAGUAAUGUGAAAUUGGAUAAUAAGCCAUUGUUGAAAAUGUGUGCAACAUUACAAAGUUCUGUACAGAUGCUUCUAGCUUAUUCAGUCCACCAGCAGCACCAUCUAACUUAGCGCGGGUAUAGGUAUGAGAUGCAAUAAUAAUUCAUUCUGAAAUUGGAAGAUGUUAGGAUUACUCACAGCUUUGCUGUGUCAGAGUAAUGGCUCAUUGCUCAUGUGUUACUAAAGUACAUAAAUAACAACAAAUGUUUGUUUUGACAGAAGAAACACCUUCAGCCAGACAUAUAAUAGUUAACUUGCAAAUAUAAGGGUCACUACUAUUUUGGUGUUAGACGUUAUUUUGUACACACAUUUAAAUGUCAACAUUUCUACACAUUUGAUUGUCAUCACAACUGUGAGAAAAAAAGAUUUUAGUGUGGAUGUUGGGAUGCUAGGCUCUGAAUAAAGCACUUUGGGAAUG
This is a messenger RNA of Hypomesus transpacificus, 2347 nucleotides long. It is a transcript of the gene ccsapb, whose product is annotated as centriole, cilia and spindle-associated protein b. Gene Ontology annotation, biological process: regulation of mitotic spindle assembly. The record is from RefSeq and is a predicted model, not a curated record. Gene Ontology annotation, molecular function: microtubule binding. Gene Ontology annotation, cellular component: cytoskeleton; ciliary basal body; ciliary transition zone. Lineage: Eukaryota; Metazoa; Chordata; Actinopteri; Osmeriformes; Osmeridae. The transcript is spliced from 3 exons. Bases 115 to 942 code for a protein of 275 amino acids.